Mirounga angustirostris (Northern elephant seal) is the source of this 2178-nucleotide messenger RNA. It is a transcript of the gene EDN2, whose product is annotated as endothelin 2. Bases 16 to 555 code for a protein of 179 amino acids. Gene Ontology annotation, molecular function: endothelin B receptor binding; hormone activity. Gene Ontology annotation, cellular component: extracellular region. The transcript has 5 exons. The record is from RefSeq and is a predicted model, not a curated record. Lineage: Eukaryota; Metazoa; Chordata; Mammalia; Carnivora; Phocidae. Gene Ontology annotation, biological process: intracellular calcium ion homeostasis; regulation of systemic arterial blood pressure by endothelin; regulation of vasoconstriction.
UGCUCCGCCGCCGCUAUGGUCGCUGUGCCCACGGCCUGGUGCUCCGUCGCGCUGGCCCUGCUCCUGGCUCUGCAGGAAGGCAAGGGCCAGGUGACUGCCGCGGCCCCGGAGCAUCCGGCGCCCUCACCCCGGGCCCGAGGCCCCCACCUGCGGCCUCGACGUUGCUCCUGCAGCUCCUGGCUCGACAAGGAAUGCGUCUACUUCUGCCACCUGGACAUCAUCUGGGUGAACACUCCCGGACAGACAGCUCCUUACGGCCUGGGAAACCCGCCAAGACGCCGGCGCCGCUCCCUGCCAAAACGCUGUGAAUGCUCCAGUGGUGGGGACCCCACCUGUGCCACCUUCUGCCAUCGAAGGCCCUGGGCCGAAGCUGUGGUAGUCCCAGGCAGCGGGUCCCCCGCCGACGUGUUCCAAGCUGGCCGGACAUGGAUGUCCACAGGGGAGCUCCUCCAACAGCUGAGUAACAUUUCUGCCGCCAAGAUCCGGUUUGCUAGGCGACACCAGGAUUCAGUGAGGGAGCUGAGACCCACACACCCCAGGCGGAGGAAGAGAUAGUGCUGGUUGCCAAGGAACGCUGGGAAGGAGCCUGUGUGGAGCCGCGAGGAGAGGGGCAGCCCAGGGCCAGGGACCCCACCUGCUGGGGUGAGGGAGCUUCCCCCAAGGCAGCUCGUGCCCUCCGCCUGCCCAGGAAAGCCUUCAGCCCCUCAGCUGCAGAGCGGCCUCCCCCGCCGGCCCUGGCCCCACCACCCCGCUGGAAGGAACCGCAUGAGGAGCGUGCUGACCUGGAGGCCACGUCCUGAGAGGUUUCCUGUCUGUUGGCUACAAACCAGGAUCAAUGAGCAGUGGUGGACACUCAGACCGAAGCCAGCCCUGGAGGCUAGAUGGGGCUGGUGUCCUGGGUGGCCCCCAUCCGUCCCCUCGAGCUCUCCCUCCCCAGAGUCCUCCCACCCUCAUGUCCUCGGGACACUCCUGGUGAGAACGGCCUGCUCUGCUUCACCUGUCUGUAUAUAACUUAUUUGCUCUCAGAACUUUGAGAAUUCCAAUUAUUUAUUUUAAUGUAUUUUUUUAAACUCAAUUAUUUACCUGCGAACUUGUGUUUGUAAUAAACGAUGAAACGGUAAUCUGGCAUUUUGUCUUGGCUGAAGCAGAGGUGGGAGGCACCUCUCGGGAAGCGGCUGCUCAGGGGUUAGGGGGACACAGAAAGGAGAGAGAAAGGGUCUGGGGCAGGUGGCCGGAGCCCUGGGUUCCACAUCCCGUGCCCUUGCUGGGCACCUCUAGCUGCUAACCCAGCCUCUCUAGGCUUUUGCCUAUCAUGUGCCUGGGCAGCUGUUUGCAGCUUUGACAUCCAGCAUUCCGGGACCUGUGUUCCCAUCGGGCCAGUCACCUAUGGCCAGGCCUUUCCCAAGAGCAUGUUUGGAAGGAGUCAAGACCCACUUCUGCUCCAGCAGCCGUCGCCGGGAACUGUCAUGAGGCCCAGAGUGAAUCUGGCCAGUGAGGGCUGGAGCCAGAUGGAUCCCAAGACUGUGUGCAGCCCGAGGGGCCAGUGAUGGGCGCUGCGAUGGACCUACGGCCUGGCCCUAGCUUGUCCCCUGCCUCUGCCCUCGCUAGGGAACAAGAAGUGAGUUUUGACCGAGGAAGCCCAGGGCUCUAGGCCUGGGUUGGCCAGUCCUGCCAAGGCCCAAGAAGCAGCCCACCGGAGUUCCAGGGAUGGCCAGCAGUCACGAUCACCCCUGCUGGCGGCCGCCUGGACCCACAGCCUCCGUGUCCGCCAAAUCCUCCUGCGACAAGCUGUUCCCUUUUCUCCCGGCUGGCCUGUGCUGGGAGAGGCAGGUGGCCAGAAUGGCUAUUGCAAGAUAAUUAUUUACACACUGCCAUGUCCACGAAGCCAGCCCUGACCCCCUCACGGAAGAACAACAUGCCACACGUAUUGAAACCCUACCGUAUACUUGCACUUGACCCGUAUUAACUCAUUUUCUCCAUCUCAACAACCCUAUGACGUAGGGACUUUUAUUACUUCUGUUUUAAUGAUGAGGAAAAAUUGGGGCAGAGACAAAGCAAUUUACUUGCCCAAGGUCACACAGUAAGUGGUGGCAUCAGGACUUGAACCCAGAGUCUAUAUAGUACAUAUGGAUGUAUGGGUGUGUGUAUUUAAUAAAUAUUAUUGGUUGAAUUCAUGAA